AUUGGUUGAAAAUAAAUAUUUACAUAUAAUAUUAUGUUUAUCUAAUAAGUUAAUUAUGUUAUUUGACAAAACAAUUUAACUUUGUAUGUUAAUCUAAUAUUUAUUACAAAUCUCACCACAUCGUAAAAUAAAUGAACCUAAUCAUUUUCAUAAAAAGUAAAUUAAGAACCUUAAUUUCAAAAAUAAGUUAUAAGUAUAUAAUUUAUCAUCAAAGUGUUUCAAAAAAAAAAUUUUAUACUGUUUAUUUUAUAACAUCAUUCAGUUUAAAUCUAGUUGAUCAAAAAAACACCAUUCAAUUCUAAUGUUAAAUUUCUCACUAAAAUGAAUAUUAUGUUUCCACCCAAGAUAAUCGUUUACUAGAUAAAAAAAUAAAAGGAAAACGUUUUUGACCAUUAAAACAAUUAACAAGCCUGCUUAGUCGGUAAACCCUAAUCCUUCCUAACUAGCUGCAACUUUUACCACGUCAAUUUCCAGCUCAUUAAUCAAUUAAAAACACACACAAAAAGCAAAAACAAAAUAGGAGAAAAAGCCUUAGCGGCGUGCGCGUGAAAGCAAAGCCCUAAACCGAUGGGUAAUAUGUAUAUAUAUACAAGCUUACAUCUCCAUCUCCAUUAUCCUCGCAACUUCCUCACAAAAAACAUUUUAUCAAACAUAUACAUGUAUGCUUAGCCUAUCAUGAGCAACAUCCCUAGAUCUCUCACCGACUCAUCUCUUUCUAUAUUUCUUCUCACUAUCUCUUCUGCCGUCGAUCCUUGGCCCUUUUCUAUCACCGUCUUUUAACACCAGCUGCUCUUCUCCGUCGUUAAUCGUUUUUCAAUCAAUCUUCGUGUUUCUCGAUAAGUGUUUUGGUAAGAGAGACUCUAUCUCUUUGAUGGGUUUUGAAGAACACGUGCAUAAACAGAUGGUGUUCAAGUUUCACUUUCCUCAUCUCCACAUACUCCAUCAUCAUAACCAUCAUCAUGUUCCUAAAGGCUGUGUUGCGAUCAUGGUGGGCCACGAAGGAGAUACAGAAGGUCUACACAGAUUCAUUGUUCCGUUGAUGUUCUUGAACCAUCCUCUGUUCUUGAGGCUCUUGAAAGAAGCUGAAGAAGAGUACGGUUUCAAACACGCUGGUCCGAUUACGAUUCCUUGCCGUGUCGAUAAGUUUAAGCAUGUUCAGGAGAUUAUCGAUGAGGAGAUUCAUCGCCGUCAUAGUCACGGUAACGGACACAACAACCAUAGCCACCACCACCACAACAACCAUCUGCGAUGUUUCUGAAGAUCUCUGUGUUUGGCAUUGGUUUGGUUUGGUUUGGUUUGACAUGUAAUUGUUUGGUUUGGUUUGACUUCUCUUUUGAGAUUGGUUUAGUUUGCUUAGUGAUGAUGAUGAAAAAUACAGAGUGCAAUUGAAUGUGAAUGCUUCUCUCAUCUUUUACUAAUGUAAUCGUGAGGAAUAAGGAAUUUCAAUGUGUUAUUGCCUGAUUGGAAUAACGU
Brassica rapa (field mustard) is the source of this 1473-nucleotide messenger RNA. RefSeq names its product auxin-responsive protein SAUR32. Lineage: Eukaryota; Viridiplantae; Streptophyta; Magnoliopsida; Brassicales; Brassicaceae. The record is from RefSeq and is a predicted model, not a curated record. Gene Ontology annotation, biological process: response to auxin.